GUUGGGGACUGUCCUGGCCAAACUGCUGUGAAACCAUGGCAAAGUGUUGGAGUCCCACCUCUUUAAUGGCACUAGCACUGCUAGGGUACUUAGUUGGGCCAGAGGUAGAAGCUCAAGAGUCAACAUGGCAGAAGCCUGCAUUGCACCAGAUGUCAAAGGGCCCUCCACCUCUUCAGGCACAGCAGGACCCUCAACCUCAAGCAAAGGUUACUCAAUAUCCUCAAAAUCGUCAGAGCCCACAGGUCCAACUUCCCUCACCUGGAAUUCAAUAUCCUCAAAAUCGUCAGAGCCCACAGGUCCAACUUCCCUCACCUGGAAUUCAAUAUCCUCAAAAUCGUCAGAGCCCACAGGUCCAACACCCCUCACCUGGAAUUCAAUAUCCUCAAAAUCAGCAAAACCCACAGAUCCAACCUUGGAAUGAUCAAUUCUCACAGGACCCUCAAACUUCACCACCAAUGUCUAAAUAUCCUCAAAAUCGUCAAAACCCACAGGUCCAACUCCCCUCACCAAAGAAGACUCCUGGAAUUCAAUAUCCUCAAAAUCGUCAGAGCCCACAGGUCCAAAACCCUUCACCUGGAAUUCAAUAUCCUCAAAAUCAGCAAAACCCACAGAUCCAACCUUGGAAUGAUCAAUUCUCACAGGACCCUCAAACUUCACCACCAAUGUCUAAAUAUCCUCAAAAUCGUCAAAACCCACAGGUCCAACUCCCCUCAACAAAGAAGACUCCUGGAAUUCAAUAUCCUCAAAAUCGUCAGAGCCCACAGGUCCAAAACCCCUCACCUGGAAUUCAAUAUCCUCAAAAUCAGCAAAACCCACAGAUCCAACGUUGGAAUGAUCAAUUCUCACAGGACCCUCAAACUUCACCACCAAUGUCUAAAUAUCCUCAAAAUCGUCAAAACCCACAGGUCCAACUCCCCUCAACAAAGAAGACUCCUGGAAUUCAAUAUCCUCAAAAUCGUCAAAGCCCACAGGUCCAACACCCCUCACCACCAAAGACUCCUGGAAUUCAAUAUCCUCAAAAUCAGCAAAACCCACAGAUCCAACGUUGGAAUGAUCAAUUCUCACAGGACCCUCAAACUUCACCAACAAUCUCUAAAUAUCCUCAAAAUCGUCAAAACCCACAGGUCCAACUCCCCUCAACAAAGAAGACUCCUGGAAUUCAAUAUCCUCAAAAUCGUCAAAACCCACAGGUCCAACUCCCCUCAACAAAGAAGACUCCUGGAUUUCAAUAUCCUCAAAAUCGUCAAAACCCACAGUUUUCUGGAGCUCCUCGAGCAUUUGCCACUUUUCAGUCUUCUCAAAACCCACAGGACCCUCAAACACCACAACUACAAAAACCAGAGAAAACUGAUCAUCCAUGGACACCACAGAACCCACAGAAAGCAGACAGACCGAGUCAAACCAGUGAGCCUAUGCGACCUCAGAGCUGUGAUGUCGAACGUGGCCAGAGAGUUCCAUGUGGACCUUCUGAUAUCUCUUCUAAUGAUUGUCAAAGCAUCCAAUGUUGCUUUGAUGGCCAACAGUGCUACUAUGGAAAAAUGGUCACUGUCCAAUGCACCAAGGAUGCCCAGUUCAUUGUGGUAGUGGCCAGAGAUGCCACUCUGCCCAACCUGGACCUUGAGUCAAUCUCACUGUUGGGAGAAGGUCAAGGCUGUACUCAUGUUGCCUCUAAUUCAGAGUUUGCCAUUUACCAGUUUCCUGUUACUGCCUGUGGCACCACUGUUACGGAGGCGCAUGACACUAUAUACUAUGAGAAUAGGAUGUCCUCCUCAUAUGAAGUGGGAGUGGGGCCUCUUGGAGCCAUUACAAGGGACAGCCACUUUGAAUUGAUCGUCAGAUGUGGCUACCAUGGCUUUGCUUUUGAAAGUGUGAAUGCACAGGUAUUACAGGUAUCGACUGUGCCAGCAGUUGCUGCUCUGGGACCCAUCUCAGUGCAGCUGAGGUUGGCCAAUGGACAGUGCCAGACAAAGGGUUGUAAUGAAGCGGAUGUGGCCUAUAACUCUUUCUUUAUGGAGGCUGACUAUCCUGUGGUCAAAGUACUAAGGAGAUCUGUGUUCGUGGAGGUUCAACUCAUGGAUAAGACAGAUCCCUUGCUCGUCCUGACUCUUGGUCGCUGUUGGACAACCGCAAGCCCUAACCCUCACAGUACGCCCCAAUGGGACCUUCUGAUAGAUGGGUGUCCAUACACGAAUGAUCGCUACAUGUCCUCACUGAUUCCAGUUGAUUCCUCAUCUGGCGUGCCAUUCCCAAAUCACUACAGGCGUUUCCUUUUCAAAAUGUUUACCUUCGUGGAUAUGAGCACAGGAGCUCCGAUGAAGGAGCUGGUGUACAUUCACUGCAGCACAGCUGUGUUCCCCGCUGUACCUGGACGCUCCACUGAGCCAUCAUGCUCCAGGAAAGCGAGAGAUGUUGGAGCUGUGGACCAGAGGAGGGAAGAGCCACAGGUUGAGCCGAAGGUUGUGGUCUCUGUUGGACCUGUGGUAAUAACUGCUGCUGAGGAGGAGUAAGCAGUACAGAGUUUCAAGUUCAAGAUUUGAGCUUAAAAAUUGUAGUAAAGCAUUUGGAACAUGAAUUUAAUUUGUAUGUGGUGUGAAAUGAAAAUUACAUGUAAGUAAAUAAAAUAUUUGCAAAAACUAGCAAAGACCAAAAA
Messenger RNA from Scomber japonicus (chub mackerel), 2650 nucleotides. Its product is annotated as zona pellucida sperm-binding protein 4-like. Gene Ontology annotation, cellular component: egg coat. NCBI's taxonomy places the organism in Eukaryota, Metazoa, Chordata, Actinopteri, Scombriformes, Scombridae. The record is from RefSeq and is a predicted model, not a curated record. Gene Ontology annotation, biological process: binding of sperm to zona pellucida; prevention of polyspermy. The transcript has 8 exons. Gene Ontology annotation, molecular function: acrosin binding; structural constituent of egg coat. Bases 36 to 2507 code for a protein of 823 amino acids.